This is a messenger RNA of Hirundo rustica (Barn swallow), 1466 nucleotides long. RefSeq names its product apoptosis regulator BAX-like. Gene Ontology annotation, cellular component: mitochondrial outer membrane. The record is from RefSeq and is a predicted model, not a curated record. The transcript is spliced from 6 exons. Gene Ontology annotation, molecular function: channel activity; protein heterodimerization activity; protein homodimerization activity. Bases 90 to 623 code for a protein of 177 amino acids. NCBI's taxonomy places the organism in Eukaryota, Metazoa, Chordata, Aves, Passeriformes, Hirundinidae. Gene Ontology annotation, biological process: extrinsic apoptotic signaling pathway in absence of ligand; positive regulation of apoptotic process; mitochondrial fusion.
GCGGCGGCGAUCCUGGGGCCGGGCCCGGGGACGGCUCCGGCGAACCCGCCCCGCCCCCGGGGGGCGGUGGGGCCUCUUCGGAUCAGAUCAUGCAGACGGGGGCGAUCUUGCUCCGGGCGUUCGUGCGGGACCGCGUGGAGCGCUGCGGGGACCCCCAGGCCGUGGCCCUGAGUGUGGCUGAGCUGGGCGAGCCCCAGCCCAGCAGCCCUGACACCAAACGCCUCAGCGAGUGCCUGCGGCGCAUUGGUGAUGAGCUCGACAGCAACAUGGAGCUGCAGAGGAUGAUUGAGCAGGUGGGGUGUGACGCCCCCAAAAAGCUGUUUUUCCGCGUGGCCAAGGAGAUGUUUGCCGAUGGCACCUUCAACUGGGGCCGUGUGGUUGCCCUGUUCUACUUUGCCUGCAAACUGGUGCUGAAGGCUCUCUGCACCAAGGUCCCAGAGCUGGUCCAGACCAUUUUGCGCUGGACCAUGGAGUAUCUCCAGGAGCAUGUGCUGGCCUGGAUCCAGGCCCAGGGCGGAUGGGAAGGGCUCUUGUCCCACUUUGGGACCCCCACCUGGCAGACCAUCACCAUCUUUGCUGCUGGCGUCCUCACGGCCUCGCUGACCAUCUGGAAGAUGUCCUAGACUCUUGGGGGGGGUCAGAUUUUGUCCCCACCCCCACCCCUGGGACCCCUCCCCGGACUGGCCCUGCCGGCAGGGAUGGUGCUGACCCCCAGUGCCUUCCAGGGCCGGGAGGGUUUUUAACCAACAGGACUCACUCACCUGGAUUUUGGGGCGGUGGUCGAGCUGGGGGGACCCUCUCUCCCUUCCCCAGGCCCCGCCCCCAGCCCUUCCCAUAAGCGUCUGGAGACCUCUGGAGAGCUGGGAUUUGAGGGGGGGUUGGGGGUGAAUGGGGUGGGGACACCCCCCUUCCCCUCCUGUGUCCCUGGUGCUGGACCUCCCUGGCCUCAGUUUGACCCCAGGACUUGUGGUGCUUUGAGUGGGGGGAGGAUCCUGCGGUUCCACCCCCCGAUAGGGGGGGUGGGUGCGGUGACUCUGUGACCCCCCCUAAAUGAGGUGGGGGGGUGGGGGGGAGGGUUACAGCCAUGGCUGUAGGGUGAGUAUUUAUUGGGGGUCCCCACCCCCCAAAAAGGGCCCCCCCAGGUGCAAUACCCCCCUCCCGGGGCGGAGGCUCUCAGGGUGGGGGGGCCACACCCCCAUUUACACCCCGUCAACUCCCCGGUUUUAGAGGUCCCCUGUGUCCCCGAGGCGGCGGGGUGGGGCAAGGGUGGGAGGCAAGGUGACACCUGCCCCCCAACCCCCACGGUGCUCUCGGGGGUGACAUCACGGGGAACACCCCCUCCCAAAAAAAUGGGUGGGCCCUGCCUUCCCCCCACUGCUUCUCUCCACAGUGGUCUUUUCUUCUCUUUUUUUGUACCUUGGUUUUUGUAUCUCGGGAAUUGCGAUGGAAAUAAAAGGCAAACGCGA